CACGUGCAACGUCACGAUAGGAACACAGUUGGAACGUCAGCUUCCAAAGAAAACAUAUACGUUUCUGCGUGAAAUGUGCUUGAUUUCACGUUUAAUUGAGCGGUUUUUACUUAAACAGGGUACAAUGCAGAUGCUUUGAAUGCAUAUCGAGACGUACAGUAGUAGUUGGUCAUUUUUUAAACUUUUGAGUUACGAAUUUGCAGCGGAGCUAGUGAGCUAACGUUAGUUUGCUAGACAUGGAUCCGCUAGACAUAGUAAUGGACGAAGUGGCGUUGGAGGGACUGGACGGGGUUACUAUCCUCUCUCUGUGGAUUCGGUUGGAAAAGAGGAACCCUCCUUUCCCACGGAAUCUAGACCCGUGUACUAAAGAGUUCAUUUGGAAAUCCUUGGUCUCGAACCACGAAGUCGACUUCUACGAGCUGCCGCAAGAGAGAGCGGACGUCGUGCUCGUCGACCGAUUUGCAGACAUAGAUCCAGACACAGGGAUUCAGGAAGCAUCCCAUUGGGACAGAGUGGACUCCUACCCUGUCCAGAUCUUAUUGGAGGAUAAGAGUGGAAUCCAGGGCUCGUGUGUCUUCUUCAAGGAGAGGAGAAACGUCACCCCAAUCAUCCGCACCACCAACCUGACGCCAUGUGUAACGUUAGAGGACGCCUUCAAAAGGUGGGGGAGGAAGCUGGUAAUGGUGGCCUCCCAGAGGUUAAGGUUCAGGGUGUUAAUAGGUGACGGAGGAGACCCGGACUUGAAGCUGACUGACCACUCAUACUGUAUCCUGGAGAGGGUGGGGAGGGCCCGCUGGCAGGGAGAGCUACAGAGAGACCUGCACUCCUGCUCAUUCAAGACGGACGCGAGGAAGAUGCACUACUUGAGGAAGUCUCUGACACAGAAUGAUCUGAUCACCAUGCAGUCUCAUGUCCUCAGACUGGCCAGCGGAGCACAGCAACACUCCAUACUGCUCCUGCUCAAACGCUUCCAUGUAGACCGGCGUAGUAAGUAUGAUAUCCUGAUGGAGUUGACCUCUAACCUCCUGUCAGAGGCGCCCAACCACACAGCCUCCAUGAUCACACUACGAGACCAACUGAGUAUCAGUGAGAGGACCUUCAAGCGUAUGUAUCAGUACAUGCAAGCAGCCAAACUGGUCCAAGUGGUCAUUAAACCAGUUGAACACCUCAACCCUACAGUAGGCCCCUGUGAUACCAGGAGAGGCACCAAGGUGGUGGCUCGCUGUCUGAAGCUAAUCAAACCCUACGUGAGGAAGGAGGUGGUCGAGGCUGAGGAUGACGAUGAUAACGACGAUGAUGAUGGGGGAGGAGCAAAUAGGAAGACCGUCCCCACAGAGGGGCGGAUCAUGGAGAGAGACUUCCUCUCACAGGCCUAUGGGAUCAUUGUGUCCUGCGGGACCAAGGGCAUCUCUCAGAGUGCGUUGCGUGCGAGGAUGUGCAUCGGCAAGCUGGAGUCUCGUAUGAUCUGCCGACUGCUGGAGAGGACAGACAUGAUCAAGGGUUUCAUGGAAGACGAGGGUCGUCAGAGGACCACUAAGUACCUCGGCCAUCUGCACGUCGACGAGUCUGAUCUGCUUCGACAUCUCGUGAAGAGCAGGAGCGAUCAGACCGGCUUCGCACUGUAGGGGGGAGGGGAAGGAGAGGGGGCCCCCCAAACCCCAGCACAGGCCACCCUAAAAACACCAGCUACCACAAAGACUCGGCCUACACCAAAAACAACAUCGCUUCUGGAACCUCUGGGAAACACUGAGGGAGAGGAGGAGAGAGAGAGGGAUGAGGAAGACGAAGACUGGGAAGUCGAGAAGAAAGGGAAGAAGAAGGGAGCGAAGAAGAAAAAUGCAAAAAAAAAGAAAAUGGGCAAGAUGUCUCUCCUGAAGCAGUCCAAACUCCACUUCCUGGUAGCUCAUCACUCUGCACCCAUCACGAGUGGAGCCAAUCAGGAGCCAGAGCUGGAAUCUUGGCUCAGCCCAGUUGAGGAGGAGGAGUCAAAAUUCGGUCCUGACGUUUCAUUGGACCAGACGGGGAGUAUGUUCGCAGGCAACAGCCAAGCGGAGGACAGCGUCACGGUCAUCGAGGACAUCCCCAGUCAGAAGGAGCACCACCGCCAGACGUACCGCCUGCUGAAGAGGAAGAACGUGAUUGUGGAAGCUGUUCAGAGCCUCAAGAUCAUAGAGGGCCUCUUCACAAUCCAGAGGUUGGUUCAGGAUGAGGAGAAGGUAGAUGGUGUGAACACUAAGUGUUGUAAGAAGUCUAUCCUUCGUCUCAUCAGAUCUCUGUCUAAAGAGGGAAUGCUCAAACUGUUCAGAACCACUGUUAUACAGGACGGAGUCAGCAAGAAGGUGGAGUUUAUAGUCCACCCCUCUGUCUCUCCUAGUGAUGCUUUAGUGAAGUCGGCUAUAGAACAGGUCCGCUUCCGCAUCUCCAGCUCCUACCCUGCUGCACGUAAUGAAAUGCAGGAAGAGGAGAAGGCGAAGGAGAGAGAGAGGAGCAGUGUGGGAAAUGAGGUCCCUGCUGAACCCCAGAAUAUGAGAACAGAGGACAAGAUGGGAGACCAAGACAAACAACUGAGGAACUUCAAACCUUCUAUAGUCCCAGGUCUCAGCAGGUCUUUGGGGUACCAGCCUAAGAUGCCUCGUCUGAGACUGACACACACCUUCUUGUGGUAUCUGGUCUACGGACACCCCCUGAGACACCCCUCUACCCCCACUCCCCCUGACCUCCACAACACCUCCAGCUCUAUCGUCCUCCCCACUGAUAACCCCACCACCCCCAGUAACCCCUCACAACCCCAAACUACACACCCUGACGACACCCAUCCUUCUAGCUCUGAACACACAGACCUCCCCACCUCAACCCCCAAAACACAGACUCCCCAAUCCCCAGAACUCAGACCUCUCCACCUCAACCCCCGAAACACAGACUCCCCCAAUCCCCAGAACUCAGACCUCUCCACCUCAACCCCCAAAACACAGACUCCCCCAAUCCCCAGAACUCAGACCUCCCCACCUCAACCCCCAAAACACAGACUCCCCAAUCCCCAGAACUCAGACCUCCCCACCUCAACCCCCCCCCAAACACAGACUCCCCCAAUCCCCAGAACUCAGACUUCCCCACCUCAACCCCCCAAAACACAGACUCCCCCAAUCCCCAGAACUCAGACCUCCCCACCUCAACCCCCCGAAACACAGACUCCCCCAAUCCCCAGAACUCAGACCUCUCCACCUCAACCCCCCGAAACACAGACUCCCCCAAUCCCCAGAACUCUGACCUCCCUGACACCCAGAGCCCACCCACUGACAACGCUGCAGUACAUUUCCUGUUUUGUCUAUGUAGAUGAGGUGUCUUGGAGGAGGUUCAUACCCCCGGCUCCGGUCCACAGAGAGUUUGGUCCAGGCUGGGCCCUGACCUCUGAUGUUGUUCUCUGUCUGCCUCUCUCCAUCUACAUUCAGAUUAUACAGAUAUCCUUCAAGGUGGAUGGUUUGGAGGAGUAUCUGAACGACCCAGUGAAGCAGCACUACCUCAUCAGGUUCCUGCCUUCUAGGAUGAAGACCCAACUACUGCACAAACGGAAGUACAUCUUUAGUUUCCAUGACAGCAUGCAGCGUCUGAUUUUCAUGGGUCUGCUGCAGUUUGGCCCGGUGGAGAAGUUCCAAGACAAAGACCAGGUGUACCUGUUUGUGAAGCGUAACUGUAUGAUUGUAGACACUACUAUGUGUGAGCCCCACUAUAACCUGGUGUUGGAGACGAGGGUGUUUGAGAGACGCAGAUACACCCUGAACACCCUGACAGACGUAGAUAACUACUGGUUUGACCUGAUGUGUGUCUGCCUCAACACACCACUUGGCGUGAUCAGGAAGGAGCGUCUUUCUGUCUCCAAAUCCCAGGAGGGGCCAGUUGGGGUUCCCGUGGAUACAGACCGCCACAAGUUCCGUCACCUGGAUCACAUGCUCAAGGGCAGCAGGGAGGUGUGUUACACAGCAGUAAUACCAGGGGACGGUAAAGGAGCAGGAGGUCUGGACUCUGAGUUCUUCGGACACCUCAAACGCAAUUGGAUUUGGACCUGUCAUCUGAUGAGAACCAAGAGGAGCAACAACCAGUACGAGUCCAGUAACACCGUGAGACUGAAUAGUCUACUGACCAAACAUGUGACCAUGGAUAGAGGCCCCAAGUUCCCCGGGCCCCAGUCCUCUAAGCAGGGGGUCCCAGCAGGGUUGAGGUUGGAGGAGGUCCACAUCUCCACUGAGCCGUCCAGUAGGAACCGGCUGGUUAAAGGAGGGAAGAAGCAGAAGAGGAAGAGAACCAUUAAACUGAAAAAACAGGCCAAAUCACCACAGAAGAAGAAGAAAGUCGAGGUUAGAAAGCGGCCCCCAGUCCAUGAUGCAGCAGACCACAAAGCUCUGAUGAUGAUGACCAGACAGAGAGUAACAUGGAGCGUCAGCGAGGACUCUGUACUCAUCCUCUGUAGAGUCGCUUCUCACUUCCUGAACCGCAAGCUCCGCAGGCCCUUCGUCCCGUGGUGUGUAGUGAGGGAUCUGCUCCACGCAGAGUUUGAAGAGUCUCUGGAUAAAACCUCUCCGUCUGUUGGACGACGAUCACGUUACAUACUGAAGAACCCACAGACAUACCUCAACUACAAGAUCUGUCUGGCGGAGGUGUACCAGGACAAGCCUCUGAUAGCGAAACUACAGGGAAGGAAACACGACCCCAACGACCCCAAGGAAUGUUCCACAGUGUUCCGGGAGUUUGUGUCGUUACUCAGACAGAAAUUCAGCUCCGCCUCCGGGUCAUGUGAUGUCACCAUCCCUGACACCAAGACACAGCUGUUCUCACGGUUUAAGGUGUACACCCUGGAGGACAUGUCAGAUGAGAACACCAAGGACUCUCUCAACAGUAUUGAGGACAUCCACUCCCUGGUGUUGAAUAAUCUGAUCCAGAGUACGUUGGCCAUGUCCAACUCUCAGAUGAAAUGCUGCCGAUCCUUCCAGACCUUCCAUACCUACAGUAGGUACCGUCAGGAGGUUCUGUGUCAGGUGUUUGUCCAGUGCAGGAAGAAGGGAUUGGUCAACAGACGAAGGAUCAGUCAACUGUGUGGCCCCAAUAAGAACCGUGCCCUACCCAUCCUGCCCAUGUCUUACCAACUGUCUCAGAGUUACUACAGGUUAGUAACACUACUACCGGGUAAUAACACUACUACAGGUUAGUAACACUACUACAGG
Messenger RNA from Oncorhynchus tshawytscha (Chinook salmon), 5216 nucleotides. RefSeq names its product general transcription factor 3C polypeptide 1. Gene Ontology annotation, biological process: 5S class rRNA transcription by RNA polymerase III; transcription initiation at RNA polymerase III promoter. The record is from RefSeq and is a predicted model, not a curated record. Gene Ontology annotation, molecular function: DNA binding. Lineage: Eukaryota; Metazoa; Chordata; Actinopteri; Salmoniformes; Salmonidae. Gene Ontology annotation, cellular component: transcription factor TFIIIC complex.